Messenger RNA from Thrips palmi, 1892 nucleotides. RefSeq lists its product as uncharacterized. The record is from RefSeq and is a predicted model, not a curated record. Lineage: Eukaryota; Metazoa; Arthropoda; Insecta; Thysanoptera; Thripidae. Bases 124 to 1293 code for a protein of 389 amino acids. The transcript has 3 exons.
UUCAUCAGCUCCUGGAUGUACUUCGGCCUGGUCGUCUCCACGGCCUACACGUCCGCGCUCCGGUAGGGACUACAGUGGAGGGGACACGGAAACACUCCGCACUUUUCGACGAAAAACGAACAGAUGGAUACAGUAGCCCAGAGAGGAACGGAAGAAGCAGGACAGACGGGAAAAUACUUCGUAAACUGCAAACUCUCAAUCGUUCAUCGUUAUUUCACAAAACUCGACAAAGAUCCUCCACGAAUUUGCGAAGAGUCUUCGUGGAUCUACGAAGUAACCUCCAGCAACUUUGCUCUAGAGGCCCGGCACGCCCUCCUCCUGAAUUUGUGCCUGACCCAGACAGCCACAAGUAAAGACAAAAGCGAUUUCCACAGACUUCUUGAAAAAGCCUGCAGGACCCGUUUUUGCCGUGUGGUUGACUCUCUCGCUUGGCUUAGCCCGUUGAAUUCCACUACGCUGAACAUUACUGUCCCCGCUUCUCUGCUUACCAGGAGCAUCGUGCUGGCGCCGCCCUUCGCGCGCACGCUCUGGUACCCGGAGGCACUGGCAGAGUCCGACCUACCCGUGUUGACCAACCAGUUCGGCCUGGACCUCAUCCGGGUGCGCAGCGAAUCCGUGCUGGUCCGGCUGGCCCAGCGGUGCCGGCUGGCGGCGGUCAGCGACAUCCAGACGCACAUCGCUGACCCGCGCCACGCCAUCCUGGCGCGCAGGGACUUCCUGCUGGCCGAGCAGCGUGAGGCGAUUGGUCGCGCUGCCAACGUCAACGACGUCCUGAACGGGCCAGGCCGCCUGUUCAUCUACCCCAACUACUGCCUGGUGUCGCACUACGCCUACCCCUUCCUGCUGCCGUCCAACUCCCCCUACUCGUCCGCGCUACGCCGCGUGCUCAGGGCGCUGGUCGAGUCGGGGCUGACGCUGCACUGGCUCGAAAAGGACAGGUGGAGACCGCCGCCCAUGUACAACAAGUACUUGGACAGCAGGAGCAAGAGGGAGAGGCCGCUCACGCUGAGCCAAGUGCAGCCGGUGCUCGUCGUGUACUCGUGCAGCCUGGUCGUCAUCGCUGUCGUCUUCGGCGCGGAGGUUCUGGUCGCCUCGGUCUGGCGGCACGAGAUAUCCGCGCCAGCCCCGCUGGUCCCGCUGCCCACAUCGGCGCAGUCUCUGGAGCGCGGGGUAGAUCGUGCCGUCGAGACCCCACGCCGGCCGGAGAGCGUCGAGUCACAACGCCCGCCGCGCCUGCAUCCAGGUCUCUCAGGCGCCAGUCCAUUUUCCAUUGAAUCGAAUAUUGAGCUAUAGACAGACUAUGAAGGAAUUCAAACUCAUGGUGAGGCCUUGUUGGUCGAGCCCGAAAGGAGGAUUACACAGCCGAGGAGGGAGAGAAUCAAAGAGAAGAAUUAAAUAGGUUUAUCACAACUCACCAGCACUGUUCGGACCGAUUUCUCUUACUUCGUGGUCUGAAUCGAAAUUUCAUAAACAUUCAUGAUUAUUCGGACUAACUGUCUGAGUACGACUUUUUGUCAGAAAAUUGAGUUCAGACUGCCAAUUUUGAAUAUUUAGAGCGAUGGCUAUCAAGUGUUGACUAUAGUUGUCUAGGGAGCAGGACAGCUCGUCCCAAACAACUCGUCGCUAACAUUACUGGUACAAAAUUAGUUAGGUUACAACUCUCCAUCAAAAGCAUUGUAAUGACAUGGCACAUACAAAUUCAGUCAGGUUUAAAACUAAAUCAAAACCACAACACUUAGCAUUUAUGCUUUGUUACAUACAGGCAUAAAGGGGCAAGGUAGGCCACCGUCUUCACACCUGCGCGUUGCAGGCCGCUGUGGUGGCCUACCUCACAGGCGCUACGGGAAGCUUGAAAAUGAGAGGCUGGAGGCGGCAAUCUAGGUGUGUGUGUG